AUGACGGCGGGGGGGGCAGAGAAAGAAUCAGACACAGACAAACCAACUGGCAGAGGAGACAAUGUCCCACUGCAAGGCAUGGUGACUACUGCCGCGGCCGCAAGAGAAGCAGAAGGAGGAGGAGAAGAAGGUGUGGCAAUGAGAGCAGUGCUCCCGCGGCUCAUUGACAUCACCACCUCCACCUUCAACCUGGCUUUCUUAGCGGUCAUGGAGGCUGCAGCCGCAUCAUGA
This is a messenger RNA of Blastomyces dermatitidis ER-3, 231 nucleotides long. RefSeq lists its product as uncharacterized. Lineage: Eukaryota; Fungi; Ascomycota; Eurotiomycetes; Onygenales; Ajellomycetaceae. The record is from RefSeq and is a predicted model, not a curated record. The coding region runs from base 1 to 231 and encodes 76 amino acids. The transcript has a single exon.